Stylophora pistillata is the source of this 597-nucleotide messenger RNA. RefSeq names its product histone H2A. Gene Ontology annotation, molecular function: structural constituent of chromatin; protein heterodimerization activity; DNA binding. Lineage: Eukaryota; Metazoa; Cnidaria; Anthozoa; Scleractinia; Pocilloporidae. The record is from RefSeq and is a predicted model, not a curated record. Gene Ontology annotation, cellular component: nucleosome.
UAUCAAAAUCAUUUUCAAACAUGUCUGGUCGUGGCAAAGGUAAAGCUAAGGGCACCAAGUCCAAAAGCCGCUCAUCUCGAGCAGGGCUUCAAUUUCCAGUCGGUCGUAUCCAUCGUCUUCUCCGCAAAGGCAACUAUGCCGAGCGAGUUGGCGCUGGCGCUCCAGUGUACUUGGCAGCAGUGCUCGAGUACUUAAGCGCUGAGAUCCUUGAGUUGGCGGGCAACGCUGCUCGUGACAACAAAAAGACAAGAAUCAUCCCGCGUCACCUUCAGCUGGCUGUUCGUAACGACGAGGAGUUGAACAAACUGCUCGCCGGUGUCACUAUUGCACAGGGAGGUGUGCUUCCCAACAUCCAGGCUGUUCUUCUGCCCAAGAAGACCGAGAAGAAACCGAAAGCCUAAACAAGCUUUCGCUUCUUACACAAAACGGCUCCUUUAGGAGCCACCACUUAUGAUGAAAGUCCUGAUCAACGGUUUUUUUAUUCCUUUAAUAUGACAUACUAAGUAAGAAAUUCGCUGUGGCUAAAUGCGAAAAGUGCAAGCUAGAACCUGACAAAAUACCACUAUCCCAGUAAAAUAAAACUAUCUUAUGUAUUCA